Molecule: messenger RNA, 2986 nt
Organism: Epinephelus moara (kelp grouper)
Lineage: Eukaryota; Metazoa; Chordata; Actinopteri; Perciformes; Serranidae
Exons: 13
Coding region: 1210-2421 (403 amino acids)
Molecular function (GO): ubiquitin-protein transferase activity
Source: RefSeq, a predicted model, not a curated record
GAAUGCAGGAUCAGCUGUAAACUCGCAUGUAAACCGGAGUUACAGCGAGAAAUACGGCGGAGUUUUUCGAUAUUGACUGGUGGAUUUCAAACAACGCAGCAGCAAUUUGUGGAUAUUUACUGGCAUAAUAAUGUUUUUUGGACUAAAUACUUUACUGGAUUCGAUUGACUGGACCUUUGUGAAUGUAACAAGACCAUGUUUGUGGAAAUACUUUUGACCGGAGGAUGACUAUGAGGCUUCAUUGUGCUUCAUGAAUUUAUUUUAUCUGUCAAACUUGCCCAUCAAAGUCAGUGGGUGGAUCCUAACAUCUGAUUGGUUACCCUGCACAUCAAGUCAAGGCAGAUUGAUUCCAGAUAAUGGAUUGAUGCAGAGCUAGUGAACAUAUUCCAAUACACUGGGUGGCGCUAUUCACCUCUACGUUGAUUUGGAUACUCUAUUAAACAAAACUUUAUUUACAACUGCUAAAAAUCAAGGGGAAGACUCGGCCCUGCUGGCCCCAAUGCUGACACAGCGUGUUAGGUGCAGGACAAAAUGUCGAAAACCUGCCCGGAGCUGCUGAGAGAAGCAGCGAAUUUGAUUGAGGAAGCUCUCAGCAGAACUCCAGCUCUGACGGCUCAGUCACAGCAGAUACCUGCCACUCCAUCACGUACACCUGUCCAAGCCGAGGUAGCAAGACUCUUUGCGCCGUAUAAUGUUAAUGGUGGAGCCAGAAGGAAUAUGACGAGACGACCAGCACAAGUCCAAGUUAGCCGAAGAAGCUACACACACACUGUCUGUUGUUUAGCUGACCACAAGGCAGAUAAAGUUCCAAGCGUACUGCUUAAAGCGGACCUUCUUACUUCAGGACUUGGAGAGCAAAAAGUGACAUUUUCAGGGAAUGACAGCGAUCCCAUGGUUAUAACAAAUAAACUGAUGGAAGUGUUUCCGAAGCUCCAAGAAGGGGGGGCUUUGAAUUUCUAAAAAUUGUAGGAUCUACCCGCAGUCGAAAUCUUGCAUUGCUUCAGUGUCCCAGCACUGGAUACGCCCUUGCCUAUCUGAAAGAUCCAUAAACGAUGAUUGGAUAGGCUACAAUCUACAUACGUCCACUUCAACAGGAUCUACCCUUAGAUUGUGAGAGCUCACGUCAUGCCUCUGGUCCAGUCAUCCCCUGCAUUACUUGUCAGAAGGAAGUUCCCUUUUCAGAGAUGAAGCUGCACAGAUUGAGCUGCAAUGGGGACACCCAUGCAGGAAUCAGAGAGAGAACAAGAGGGAUGCCAAAGUGAAGAAAAUGACAGAGGGACAGCCUUAGUCAGUGACAGUGUUCCAGUGAGGCCUGAAACAUCAGCUGAGAGUGUAGUAGUACCAGCAGUGAUUGACAACGAGGAGUUGGAUCACAAAGAAACAGACACUGAAUGGAAGCUUAUUAAACAACCGGCUCAAGCUGCCAAAGUUUUCAAAGAGAAUCUGCUAAGGGAGCAUGCAUCUGGGAAACCACUUAGAAUAAGGAUGGAUGUAAGGGACUCUGAAGAGGACAGGGAACGGGAACUUCUCUCAUUCUAUAAACAGCAGCAAGAAUGGGCAUGUCCACUUCAUUGUACUCUUGUUGGUGAUGUUGCUGUCGGAGAGGGAGUGAUGCGGUACUUUAUGACAACAAUAAUAUCCAAACUCCAGUUUGGAUUCAGUCUCGAUCUUGGAAGGAUGUUGGCCCACGCCUUUCUGCAUGACAGCCCCCUUGUCACAGGAUUAAGUCCUGCUGUAAUUCAUGUACUGUUCAAUGGGGACCCUGAAAUGGCAACUGUUGUUACAGAAGAUUGUCCUGAUCUGCACAUCAGGAAUAUCAUAAAACUGCUUGAACAUGAAGAACUUACACUGGAACAGAAGGACACAGUUUCAGAUCUUUCCAUGUCUUGGGAUCUUCCGGCAGUCACCAAAACAAAUCGGAGAUGGCUACAUAACAAACUUCUACUCCAUGCAGUCAUUGGGAGGACCAUGCGUCAAAUUAAACAGUUGAGAAAGGGACUGAAAGAUGUGAUGGUAUGGCCCCUGCUGACAUCUAGGCCAGAUGUUGUCCCACUUCUUUUCCCCAAAAUGGCUGAAAUGCAGUUCACACCCCAGAUGCUCCUUGAAAAAAUCACAUGGCCAUGUGAAGACAGUGAUGAUGAAGACUUUGACAUAGAGUCCACAUGCCUCAUCACUAGCUUUCUAAGGAUGUUCAUUGAAACAGCUUCAUCAGGUACACUGGCCCAGCUGCUGACAUUCUGGGUUGGCUGGGAGAUGCUUCCUCCUGAACUGAAGGUGGAGAUUUCUGGGGGAACCCUUCCUACGUCUUCCACAUGCUUUGAAACACUGAAGCUGCCAGCUCAUUUCAAAACCUACAUGGACUUCGAGAAAGCACUUGUCUCUGCCAUAAAUAGUGCACAGACUGGAUUUGGACUUGUUUAAGUUUUUUUCAGACAGAUGGUAUUGCAUGCACUGUUCAGUAUGUCAGGUCAAUUGACACAAGUUUGGUGUCUUUGAAAACAUUUAAACAUACUGUGUAGUAGUUGACAAUUGUUUUAUUCAAAACAUUGUUUCCAUUUACUGAAACCAAACAGUUCUGCAUCUUCAUCUUUCAGUGUUAACAGAACAGCAUUCAUGUCAUUCAUUCUGUGGCAAAUAAUGAAACAGGAAGUAAAGGAGUGUGUUUAAGUUUAGGAAGUAGUGGAGCUGUACAUAAAGUCCAUUUACGAGAUCAUAACAGUGAUUAUGAGCUUUAAGGUAAAACAGCUUUUUUUUUAAGGAAAGCAAACUUUUUCAGUUUAUGCUUGUUUGCUCUAACAUGCUAAAUAAAAGCAUGGGUUGGACAUCAGUCUGCUAUGAUUCUUGAUAAAAUUUGCACAGUCUCUACAUAUGAUCGAAGUGCAUCAGUUACAGAAACUCCUGGAGUUGGCAAAAUGGCAACCUCUUCAUCUGAGAGCUCACGGGCCAGCUGAACCUCGGGGACUGACACAGUGCCUCCAUGAAGACU